Messenger RNA from Spinacia oleracea (spinach), 787 nucleotides. The record is from RefSeq and is a predicted model, not a curated record. NCBI's taxonomy places the organism in Eukaryota, Viridiplantae, Streptophyta, Magnoliopsida, Caryophyllales, Amaranthaceae.
CCCCUAAAAAAAUACUGAGUAUGUGAAAACGCAAAUUAAAGACCCGCCCUCGCUCUUACAAAAGCUUAUCCAAAAGCCACCCUCGAAUUCUACUGCGUUCAGCAGAGAGAUGGCACUCCUUUCUCCUCUCCUUUCUCUCUCCUCUGUCCCUCCUAUCACUUCCAUUGCCGUUUCUUCUUCUUCCUUCCCAAUCAAGCUGCAAAAUGUUUCUGUUGCGUUGCUUCCAAGUUUUGGACAACGCUUAGUGGCUCACGGACCCGUAAUUGCUCAAAAGAGAGGCACAGUGGUUGCUAUGGUGUCAGCUGCAGCAGAGGAAACGGCUGGAGAAGAUGGAGAUCAGUCAAAGGUUGAAGAAGCUAACAUCUCAGUUCAGAACCUUCCACUGGAAUCAAAGUUGCAGCUGAAGCUUGAACAGAAGAUAAAGAUGAAAAUGGCAAAAAAGAUCAGACUCCGAAGGAACAGGCUUAUGCGCAAAAGAAAGCUGAGGAAGAGAGGGGCUUGGCCACCUUCUAAGAUGAAGAAGCUCAAGAAUGUAUAAGAGAAGCAACAGCCAGGUUAUUUUUUAGUAUCAUCUUUUGUAGCUCGUUUUGAAGGAGCAAUUCAACUUGUUUUUACGCUCUGAUUACUUGAAUGAGAUUUACUUUUUAUGUAUUUUUGUUGUAGAAGAGAAACCUUGUCCUGUAGGUGCCAAAGUUGAUGAGAAACAUAGAAACAUAGUAUGAUCAUUUUGUACUUGUUUUUUCUGUUUGUGAAUCUAUCAAGAGCAGUGUAAAUCUUUUUCUCUCGA